Messenger RNA from Nerophis lumbriciformis (worm pipefish), 702 nucleotides. Lineage: Eukaryota; Metazoa; Chordata; Actinopteri; Syngnathiformes; Syngnathidae. The record is from RefSeq and is a predicted model, not a curated record.
AUGCUGAACAAGUGUCCGACCCUGCUGUUGGCUCUGAUCGCGGUGGCCGGACUUGUCAAGCGAUGCCGGGGCUGGAGCGACGAAGACAUGCUGUUGCCGCCCGUCAACUCCUCCAACAGCUUCUUGGCCGAAAUGGGGCUGGACGUGCGUCUGUCCAAGAGGUCGGCAGAAGAGAACGAAGCUUCCCCGGACGCGUCGUCCCUGCAGACGCCGUCCCAGUGCAACGUGAGCGUCCAAAGACUCCUGCCAGCCUCGUUGGUGGCUCGCUGGGACAGCAGCUUCGGCUUCCAAUGCGACGUGCUCAUAUACACUACCAACAACCACGGACGGGCUUUUUUCUCCGCCUCAUUCAACCGGGCCAUCUCGCCCGUCAUCAUCGAGCACCUGGGGACCACCGGGGGUCAGCAGGAUUUGAGGCUGUGCGUGGGCUGUGGGAUGUCCCGCUACAGGAGACUCAGUCCCGGCAGGGCGAGAGGGCAACAGAACGCCGAGCAGGUCACCUUCUGCUGCGUGGAUUUCAGCCUCGACGAGCUGAAGGGUGACAAAAGUUGGAGGCUGAACAGAAAGCCCAUCGAAUCAACACUUGUGGCUUGUUUCAUGACUCUGGUCAUCAUCGUAUGGAGUGUUGCUGCUCUCAUAUGGCCGGUUCCUAUAAUUGCAGGCUACCUGCCUAACGGAAUGGAGCAGAGAAGACCCAGAUGA